AUGUCUUCCAUCUCUAUCACACAGAGGGUAGCAGUGCUCGAGCAACACGGUAAGCCUCUCGUUAUUGUCGAAGACAGACCCAUCCCAGAAGCUACCCCCGGCAGUCUCGUCGUCAAAGUCCUCGCCAGACCACUUUCGCGCUACGCAAGAACCGCAUUCGACGGCACGAUCCCGGCUCCCCUCCUCGAUCCGCCCUUUGUCCCGUGCCCAAGAACUCUCGGGUACGUGCACAAAAUUGGCAGUGGCACAACAUCCUCCAAGGAAAGAGACUUGGUACACGUUGAGCCUGUAGUCACGGCUCGCGAUGAUCCGAACGUAUUCAUCAUGCAAGGCCACGUCAAGGGGCCGCCUGGCGACAAAACGGACAGGUUAGCCGAGGGAGAGUUUCGUGAUGGUGCUCUGCAGCAGUAUCAGCGCGUUCCACUCGAAAACGCCUACCGUAUAGACGAGAAACUCAUCGGAGAGUUAGGCAUCGACCUGAUCAACCUCGUCUCCAUCAGCACGUUUUCUCCAGCUGCCGGAGCUAUCUUUGAGUCAGCGAAGCUCAAAGUCUGCGAUACAAUCAUCAUUGGGCCAUCGGGUGGAUGGUGGAAGCGCGAUUGA
Messenger RNA from Colletotrichum lupini, 603 nucleotides. RefSeq lists its product as uncharacterized. NCBI's taxonomy places the organism in Eukaryota, Fungi, Ascomycota, Sordariomycetes, Glomerellales, Glomerellaceae. The coding region runs from base 1 to 603 and encodes 200 amino acids. The transcript has a single exon. The record is from RefSeq and is a predicted model, not a curated record.